UUUGUUCGUUUAAAUGUCUCUGAUCGCGGAUGAAUCUAUAUAACUCUGUGGUACCUUUUGUUAGGGAGGAAAUAGUUCCAGCUAAGGCGGAGUUGUGCCGUGUUUUCUUGUUUAGGAGCAAAUAAUCGUUUCUUUUUCGAAAUGCCGAAUAUAAAACUGCAAAGCUCUGAUGGCGAAGUUUUUGAGGUUGACGUUGAAAUAGCGAAGUGUUCAGUGACAAUUAAAACUAUGUUGGAAGAUCUUGGAAUGGAUGAAGAUGAUGAAGAAGUUGUUCCUCUGCCAAAUGUGAACUCUGCAAUUUUGAAAAAAGUGAUUCAGUGGGCUACUUACCACAAGGAUGACCCCCCUCCACCAGAAGAUGAUGAAAAUAAGGAAAAGAGAACAGAUGAUAUCAGUUCAUGGGAUGCAGAUUUCUUGAAAGUUGAUCAAGGAACACUGUUUGAAUUGAUACUGGCAGCAAAUUAUCUUGACAUAAAGGGUUUGCUGGAUGUCACAUGCAAGACUGUUGCUAACAUGAUAAAGGGCAAAACUCCAGAGGAGAUACGCAAAACCUUCAACAUAAAGAAUGAUUUUACUGCUAGCGAAGAAGAACAAGUCCGCAAAGAAAAUGAAUGGUGUGAGGAGAAGUAAAAAGAUUGCUCAAGUCACUUAAAAUUUUAUUUGAAUUUAUGUAUACACAAUUGUAAUCUCCAUCUUCUCCCUUCUGUUAAUUAUACCUAAUCAUAUGCUUCUGAUUGUUCAACCACAUAAACUUCGUGCAUACAUUUAUUGUUAAUGACAUAGUGUAUCUUAACACAGAUGUGCUGCCAAGUCAUCAUAUAAAGGUGAUGAUGCAAAUGUAUAAAGCAAAUUAGAAAAGACUUUGGCAGUUGUACAUUUAAGUACACUUAUGCAAAUCCAGGGUUUUCCUCUUUAUUUUGGUUAUUGCAAAAGAAAAGUUCCUUUAAGUGUAUGACCUCAGUAUUUAUUGUCAGUUGAAAAACAUUUGUGAAGUAGAUUAGAGAGAAAUCUGUUAUAGACUGCAUUUUAAUAAAACCUUACAUAAAACCAA
Molecule: messenger RNA, 1051 nt
Organism: Schistocerca gregaria
Lineage: Eukaryota; Metazoa; Arthropoda; Insecta; Orthoptera; Acrididae
Product: S-phase kinase-associated protein 1
Exons: 4
Coding region: 142-630 (162 amino acids)
Biological process (GO): SCF-dependent proteasomal ubiquitin-dependent protein catabolic process
Cellular component (GO): nucleus; cytoplasm
Molecular function (GO): cullin family protein binding
Source: RefSeq, a predicted model, not a curated record